AUGACUGCAAAAGCGCUGCCAAAGGUCGAGCGGACGACCAUCGCGGGGUCAAUCGAGAUACCCCGCAUCCUAAACGGCCUCUGGCAGCUCGCCGGCGGGCACGACCAGGAUAUUAACGUCGCGGAAGCAGCAGACGCGAUGAAGCCAUUAAUCCAAGUUGGACUGGAUGGCUUCGACAUGGCAGACCACUACGGUCCCGCAGAGCUCGUCAUCGGCCACCACAAUCACACCUCACCCUCUCACGCCUCCAUCACAGCCUUUACUAAAUGGUGUCCUGCCGAGACCGGCGAUAAAUCCUUCAGGACAGCAGAGGCAGCCGUGGACCUCGCCCUCAAAAGAAUGGGCCAGAAACAGAUCGCGCUGAUGCAGUACCACGUUUGGGAUUACACCGACGACACGUACCUCUACAACCUAUCUCAUCUGCGCACCCUCCAACAAGCCGGCAAGAUUGCACACAUAGGACUCACCAACGUCGACGCGGCGCACUUGGAGCUGCUUCUUCACUCUGGUUACAAAAUCGCCACGAACCAGGUCUCGUGCUCCGUUAUUGAUCGCCGGCUGACGAGGGGCCGGAUGGCGGGGGUGUGUGACCGGCACGAGGUCGGCGUGUUGACGUAUGGGACUUUACUUGGAGGAUUUCUGAGUGAGAAGUGGGUUGGGAAACCGGAGCCUGCGGAUGAUGGGGAGGGAAUGAACUGGUGUCUGAGGAAGUACAUUCGCUUCAUACGCGCCGCGGGUGGCUGGGACGCCUUUCAGCAAGUUUUGAGUGCCGUCGCCGAUGUUGCGAAGAGGCACAGCGUCUCUGUUGCGGCGGUGGCGGUGAGGUGGGUACUUGAUAUACCUGUCGUCAAAGCCGUCAUCGUCGGGGCGCGGUUGACUUCCGAGAGUGGGAAGUACGCUGAGGCGAACCUCGCGGCGUUUGGGUUCUCGCUGGAUGAAGAAGACAGGAGAAAGAUUGAGGCUGCGCAGGAAGGGUUGGAGGAUAUACCGGGGGAUUGCGGUGACGAGUACAGGAGGCCGCCGUUCUUGACGGCUUCGGGUGACUUGAGCCAUCACCACCUUGGGGGGAAGGGCGAGCUGGACAAGGUGGAGAAGGCGAUUGCUAGAGGGGAGAGAGUUGAGUUCCGGUCAGGUGGAAAAUGGGAGCCUGUUGCUGGGUACUCGCGCGCCGUGAGGUUUGAGAAUGUCAUACGGGUGUCUGGGACGACGACGAACCCGCCACCUGAGCUCCGGUCUGGACUUGCUGUGGUGGUUGGAGGGACAUCUGCCCGGUCUCAGGCGGUUGCUUCACUGGAUAUCAUUGAGAGAAGUCUUCAGAGGCUGGGGGGAUGCAUGGCGGAUGUGGUCCGGACGAGGGUUAUGCUCCGGCGGGAAGAGGAUGUCUUAGGGGUAUCAGAGGCCCACGGAUGGGCUUUUAAGUGUCAUGGGAUUCGGCCGGCUAAUACUACGAUCACGGCUGGGCUGAUUGGGGAUGAGGUGCUUGUUGAAAUCGAGGUUGAGGCAGAAGUGGGCAGUGGCAAGUCUGUCUUGGUGAUUGGAGAGGAUCGUGGAGCAGUUUGAGAGAAGGCCUACAAGAUCUUGCCAUAUGCAUAGCUUCUGCCUCUGGAUGUUGAUCAUAUCACCACACCUUACCUACCGGGGAUUACUGGCUGGAGUAAUCCUUCUGUCAAAGAUAACUGAGGCAGGCAUAAGAGAAGGC
Colletotrichum acutatum is the source of this 1699-nucleotide messenger RNA. Its product is annotated as NADP-dependent oxidoreductase domain-containing protein. Lineage: Eukaryota; Fungi; Ascomycota; Sordariomycetes; Glomerellales; Glomerellaceae. The record is from RefSeq and is a predicted model, not a curated record. The transcript is spliced from 2 exons. Bases 1 to 1560 code for a protein of 519 amino acids.